This is a messenger RNA of Caenorhabditis briggsae, 1242 nucleotides long. The record is from RefSeq and is a predicted model, not a curated record. NCBI's taxonomy places the organism in Eukaryota, Metazoa, Nematoda, Chromadorea, Rhabditida, Rhabditidae. The transcript is spliced from 7 exons. Bases 1 to 1242 code for a protein of 413 amino acids.
AUGGAUCGUGAGAAGCGACGCAGCGAGGAGCAUGAGGCGGAACUCGAUCGCAGAAUCGCCCUCAUUCGGGAAAAGAACCAGCAAAUUGAGCAGCGUACUAAGGAGAUCGAAGAGGAUCGUGCACGCAAUGAGGAUUCGACAGCGAAAUCUCCAAAGUCAUCGUCUCAAACGCCUUCUCCCAAAGCGACAACUCCGGACCGUAACGGUAAUGGACAGUGGAGUCGUGAGUGGGACAAAGGAAAGACACCUGCCGAAACUUGGCGGGAGAAUGUGCCUUCGAUGGAUUUGAAGGGUCGAUUGGCGGGUCAAAAUGGCGCUAACACUAAUAAUAAUAAGGAUAAUAACGGUAACCACACGAAUAACGCCGGAGGUGGAUCAGGUGGAAACCGAAAAGGUGGCAACAAAAACGGAAACCAAAAUGGAGGAGCACAGAAGCAUCAGAAGGAUGGUGUUAAGAUUCCAUCGAGAUUGGAGGGAAGAAUCACAUUCCCAUUUAAGGACGAGAAAGAAGGGAGUGGAAAUGGAAAUGGAAAUGGAAAGAAGGGGGGUCAUGGAAAUCAAGGAAGGGGUGGAAACCAUGGAAAGUCUGGAAAUCAGAAAGAUGGAGGACAUCAAGAGAAGAAAAUUUCGAUCGGUGCCGAUGGAGGAGAGGUUAACAGAGGUCAGAGAAGACGUGGAAGUCAGAAGGACCAAAAAGAGCAGCAGCAGAAAGAACAGAAAGAGAAUAAGAACAUUCAGAAAAAAGAAAAAGAUGGAAAAGGAAAAGUGCAACCGGCUGGGGAUAAGAGUGUUGAGGAGAAGAAAAAAAGCAAAAAUCCUCGAUCUCGCCGUGAGAGUGACAACUAUGCAGUUCGAAAAGUGGUUCACCGGAUGGUCGACAAGGUUUGCUGGAUGGAGAGAGUUGAGAAGAGAAAGGCAAAAAAUGAGUUGCUCGGCGAGCAGGAGGAGUUAGAAGAGGAACCGAAAAGUGAAGAUGAGGUUGAUGCUCCAGAAGAGAAUGAUCAGCCAUCUGAUCAAGUAUCCGAGACGCAAAAAGAUUCUGAGACAGCUCCAGAAAAUAAGAAAGAAGAGGAGGCCAAGUCUGAAACUCCAGAAGCUUCUGCCGAAAUUGAGAAGAACGAGGAAACAAAAGAAGAGAGUCCAAAACCAUCAGAAGAAUUGAAAGAAGACAGUAACCAGAAUGUGAUCAAUUUGGUGAAAGCCAAAGUGGUGUCAAUGUCCACUUCCCAAGUCCUCGAAUAA